UCUGUCCAAUGACAAAGUGUCUUGUGGCUUCGAGCUUUUCCCGGAGACCCAUCCAGUAUAUCGUAUUCAUUAUUGGAGUUCCAGGAUUUCAAGACGAAGGACAGAAGGAGUGAGUGACCCAGUGGGCUGGUUGGUGUGCGGGGAGAGCCGCAGCUAUGGGUGAAAUGGAGGGCUCCUACAGGGCCAUACAGACCCCUGGCACCCGGCUGGGGGCCCAGUUCAAUGCUGGGAUCAGUACCUUGGAGCCGGGCCAGAGCCUCAGUGAUGCCUUGAGCCCCGGGGGUAGGAGCCCAGGCAGGGGACUACAGCUCAGGGUCCAGGGCCUGGACGACACCCAGGAGUUUUACGACUUGGAGUCCAGAGCUGACGGACAGACUCUUCUCUCUGAUGUGUUCCGGAGGAGCAACCUAAUGGAGAGCGAUUACUUUGGCCUAGAGUUCCAGAACAUGCAGAUGAGCUGGGUUUGGUUGGAACCCACGAAGCUUGUUGUGAAACAAGUGAAGAGACCCAUGAACACCCUCUUCAGGCUGUCCGUGAAGUUCUUUCCCCCUGACCCUGGUCAGCUGCAGGAAGAGUACACUAGGUACCUGUUCUCCCUGCAGAUGAAGCGAGACCUGCUAGAGGGCAGGUUGAGCUGUACAGAAAACACCGCUUCCCUGCUGGCCUCACAUCUCCUUCAAUCGGAGAUAGGGGACUAUGACGACAUGGCGGACAGGGACUUCCUGAAGCUGAACAAGCUGCUGCCCAAUCAGGAGAGGAUACAGGAGAGGAUCAUGGAACUGCACUACAGACACCUCGGGCAGACUCCAGCCGACUCAGACUUUCAGGUUCUGGAGAUCGCCCGUAAACUGGAGAUGUACGGCGUCCGUUUCCACCCAGCAGCCGACCGCGAGGGAACGAAGAUCAACCUGGCCGUGGCUCACAUAGGCCUGCAGGUCUUCCAGGGUAACACCAAAAUAAACACCUUCAAUUGGUCCAAGAUCCGAAAACUGAGCUUCAAGAGGAAACGCUUCCUGAUCAAGCUAUACCCAGAGGUUCAUGGGCCUCAUCAGGAUACCCUGGAGUUUCAGAUGGUCAGUCGGGACCAGUGCAAGAUCUUCUGGAAGAAUUGUGUGGAACAUCACUCGUUCUUCCGCCUCUUGGAUCAGCCGCAGCCCAAGUCCAAAGCCAUUCUCUUUAGUAGGGGGUCGUCAUUCAGAUACAGUGGGAGGACCCAGAAGCAACUAGUGGAAUAUGUGAAGGACAGCGGAGCAAGGAGGACACCAUAUCAGAGGAGGAACAGUAAGGUGAGGAUGUCGGCUCGCUCCCUGGCCCCCGAUGUGCCAAAACAGACGUUCUCGUUCAAUGACAGCCUGCGGGCGCCAGGUUCCCCAUCCUCUGCGACUGGGUCCUUCCACUCCAUACAAGUCUUCAGCUCCCCCACACGUCCUGAGCCCCAGGCCCAGUCUACACAGCCUCCUCCCCAGAGCCAGGCCCAGUCUACACAGAGCCAGGCCCAGUCUACACAGAGCCAGGCCCAGUCUACACAGAGCCAGGCCCAGUCUACACAGAGCCAGGCCCAGUCUACACAGAGCCAGGCCCAGUCUACACAGAGCCAGGCCCAGUCUACACAGCCUCCUCCCAAGAGACAGGCCCAGUCUACACAGCUUCCUCUCCAGCAGCAACAGACCCAGCUCCUGUCCCCACAGCUGGCCAGGCCCUCCAGCCCCCCAGCGAAGGAGGACCCCCACAAGGCCACCGACAUCUCCCCAUGUCACCACGCCUUCUCACAAGGUGCCCCAAGUUCCCCGGCGGCAGGAGACUGCAACCCCUCGUCUGUGUGUGUAGAGAGUAGAGCUUCCCAUCCGCAGAAGCAGCCCUCCCAAAAUGGCAAUGAGGAUAGUGAGCAGGGUGGGGGAUGGGGAUCGAGGUGCAGGGAGGGGGGAGGGGGGGAGACGAGAGUGUUCCUCUCAGCUGAUGUGUUUGAGGCGGAGCUUCUCCGAGCCAGGCAGAAGCCCCUGUUCCCAUUGGCUAACACCCAGCUCCAUGUCACAGAGGAGUUCAUAGAUGACGACCCCACUGAGAUGUCGUUCUACGGUGGUGGGGCCGAGGCCUAUUACGGCUAUGAGGAGAAGUGGGGGUCCUCUAUGGACAGCCCCCAGCUCUCCCCGUUCAACUCCAAGAGCUCUCCCCUCUGCCUGUCCCCUUCCUUCCAGAUGUCUACGCUGAGUCUCCCGGGGGCAGGCCAGGCCCCCUCGCCCCUACAGAGCCCCAUCCUGAGUGAGGUGGGCACCAACAGGCUAGAGGAGGAGGAGGAGGAGGGCAGGAGGAAGCGAUAUCCCACCGACAAGGCCUACUUCAUUGCCAAAGAGAUUCUAACCACAGAGAGGACCUACCUGAAAGACCUAGAAGUCAUCACAGUGUGGUUCCGCAGCGCGGUGAUCAAAGAGAACGCCAUGCCAGAGGGGCUGAUGACCCUGCUGUUCUCCAACAUCGACCCCAUUUACGAGUUCCACCGGGGGUUCCUCAAGGAGAUCGACCAGAGACUAGCUUUAUGGGAGGGGCGUUCUAACGCUCAUGUGAAGGGAGACUACCAGAGGAUUGGAGACGUCAUGCUGAGGAACAUGUGUGCUCUCAAGGAGUUCACCAACUACCUGCAGAAACAUGACGAGGUGCUGACCGAGCUGGAGAAGGCCACCAAGCGCCUGAAGAAGCUGGAGACGGUGUAUAAGGAGUUUGAACUUCAGAAGGUGUGUUACCUGCCUCUCAACACGUUCCUGCUGAAGCCCAUCCAGCGCCUCAUGCACUACAAACUGAUCCUAGAGAGACUGUGUAAACACUACAGCCCAGACCACCCCGACCACAACAACUGCAGAGAGGCCCUGAAGGAGGUGGCAGAGAUGACCAAUCAGCUCCAGAGUAGUUUGAUCCGUCUGGAGAACUUCCAGAAGCUGUCUGAGCUCCAGAGAGACCUGAUCGGCAUCGAGAACCUCACUGCGCCUGGCAGGGAGUUCAUUCGAGAGGGUUGUCUGUACAAGCUGACCAAAAAAGGGCUGCAGCAAAGGAUGUUUUUCUUGUUCUCUGACCAGCUGCUGUACACGAGUAAAGGUGUGACGGCCACCAACCAGUUCAAGGUCCAUGGCCAGCUGCCUCUGCACGGCAUGAUUGUGGAAGAGAGUGAGAAUGAGUGGUCUGUUCCUCACUGCUUCACCAUCUACUCUGCCCAGAGGACCAUUGUGGUGGCAGCCAGCUCGAAGGUGGAGAUGGGGAAAUGGAUAGAGGAUCUCAACAUGGCAAUAGAGAUGACCAAGAAAUCUCAGGAGAAAUCGGACCUGUUCCUGGACCCAGGGCUGUGUGAUCGCUCCAACAGGUCGUCGGAUGAGGUUUCUCUGGAUCAGGAGUCAGAGGAUGACAUGUCGUCGUCCCGUAACUCUCUGGAUAAGCAGACCCAUCACCGUGCCAACAGCACCAUGCAUGUCUGCUGGCAUCGCAACACCAGCGUGUCCAUGUCAGAUCACAGCCUGGCUGUGGAGAACCAGCUCUCAGGUUACCUCCUAAGGAAAUUCAAGAACAGCAACGGCUGGCAGAAGCUCUGGGUGGUCUUCACCAACUUCUGUCUGUUCUUUUACAAGACUCACCAGGAUGAUUUCCCGCUGGCCAGCCUCCCGUUGCUAGGUUACACUGUGAGCAGCCCGGGAGAGUCAGACAGCAUCCACAAGGAAUACGUCUUCAAACUGCACUUCAAGUCCCACGUCUAUUUCUUCCGGGCGGAGAGCGAGUAUACAUUCGAGAGAUGGAUGGAGGUGAUUAAGAGUGCGGCCAGUGCUACUGGCAGGAUGAGUCUCCUCAUACCUAAAGGUCCCCUGCAGAUGAAUGGGAACUAACUGCGCUCUUUGAUCUGAUCUACUGCGGCUUAGAAGCUUCUAUCUAAUCUGCGUCCCAAAUGGCACCCAAGGGUCAGUCCUAGAGAGCAAAGGGCUGGGCCCAAUAGACUCUGAGACAAUACUGUAUAAUACCAUCCCUCUCUCUCCCUCUCUACGGUUCUCAUUGGCAUCAUGUUAAAGUAGCACUCAUGUCUUGGAUUUAUUUGGCAGAUAAGGGCUCAGUGAGUGACUGGAAGUUAUUAUAUAUUUCAUUCUCUCCUUCUGGAAUGGUCAACCAUUGUUAUGUGAGAAUCUGUUGAAACAAUGUAUCAGCAGGGAACAGAGUAACAUUCUAAAUCCAGUAAUUGGAUACGUGGUUCAAGAGAGAAGGAUAUACCAGUGCUAUCACGAUCAACAAGGAUGCUUGAGGACAUCCUGUCAAGGAUGAGUGUACACACUCAGCCAGCUGAGAAAGGGAACUAAAGCGAGACUCAUAACCUUCUCACUCUCAAGCCAGUGUAAAACAACUACAUCACAAAACAUAGGAUUGGUUUCCCACACUCGGAUUAAGUCUAGUCCUGGCCUAAAAAAAAGCAUUUAAAAAAAAAUGGAAAAUCACCUUUUUGAAAGUGUUUGUUUACUCCAGAACUAGACUUAAUCUGUGUCCAGAACUAGACUUAAUCUGUGUCCAGAACUAGACUUAAUCUGUGUCCAGAACUAGACUUAAUCUGUGUCCAGAACUAGACUUAAUCUGUGUCCAGAACUAGACUUAAUCUGUGUCCAGAACUAGACUUAAUCUGUGUCCAGAACUAGACUUAAUCUGUGUCCAGAACUAGACUUAAUCUGUGUCCAGAACUAGACUUAAUCUGUGUCCAGAACUAGACUUAAUCUGUGUCCAGAACUAGACUUAAUCUGUGUCCAGAACUAGACUUAAUCUGUGUCCAGAACUAGACUUAAUCUGUGUCCAGAACUAGACUUAAUCUGUGUCCAGAACUAGACUUAAUCUGUGUCCAGAACUAGACUUAAUCUGUGUCCAGAACUAGACUUAAUCUGUGUCCAGAACUAGACUUAAUCUGUGUCCAGAACUAGACUUAAUCUGUGUCCAGAACUAGACUUCAUCUGUAUCUGGAAAACCGUUUUAUAGCGAUUUAUCCAUCAGGUUAUGCUCUAGAGAAGUUUAUACAGCGUUAGUCUAAAGACUGUUGUUUCCUUUUGGCCAGUGAAAGCAUUCUGCGGACGGUCGUUGUCGAGUCUGUAUCGUGUCUGUCUACACGAAGAUACAGGUGUCGAAAGGGAACUGGUAGGUGGAGGAAGGCAGUGAUGAUAUUACAGAGGUGCAGAGCUUGUAGGAUUUAUUUGACUAGGGACUGUGGAAGGGUAACUAGCUGGAGAACAACCUCAGAUACUCUUUCUUUAUACCACGUUUAAAAUAGCUGGACUUGAGGUAGCUCUGGUCCAGGGUGUUGUUUCUACCACUAAGGAAUUAGUGAAGGAAUUAAUGCCCUGGACCAGAGCUCUGGUACAGCAAGAGAGGUAGGGAGGUACCCAGUGAAUGUCCUUUUUUUUUGUUCAUUGAUAAAAGGCAGAUGGUAUUGUAUGUUGAAAUGAGUUAGGAACACAAGCAGUCAAAUCUCCUUUUUUAGGAUAACUUCUGUAAUAGACUUACUUGGGAGGCAUUAUUCCGUUCUUUUGAGAAUUUCGUAGUUCUCAUUUGUUCUGUUGUCACACUGAGGUAUUAAUGGCCAUGGAGUUAAAUCAAAAAUGGAGUGUAAAACACACAAUUCUGUAAGGUACGUUUUCCAUUGAAGUGUUUCAAGGAGUCUAUAUUCAUGUAAAUAAAUGUACAAGUACUUUGUUGGUCCCCGAGAGAAAGAAAAAAACCUUUUGUUAAUGAAGUUUUCCUGUACUAUCAAUAUGUAGUUCUAUUGUAUUUGGCAUACAUUGACAAUAGUCCAACCUAAUUCUGGCCUAAUUCAUAACCUCAAAUGUUGUUAAAGUCAAACAUACUUAAAGCAUUUAAUUGUUGUGUUGGCCAGUUCUACUGUUUGUCUGAUUUCCUAGUUUUAACGACAGCAGGAAGUCAGGAAGGAAGGUGCUACAUUUGAUUCAUGUUUUUUUUGGCUUGCUGGGCUUGUAUAGUUAACUACCAUUGUGUUCUGGAUUAUAGUUAGUUUAGCGUUGUUUUGUUGUUCAUUUAACAUAGGGAUGACGAUGACCUCGUAAAAUUAAUAUGCAGUGUAUAUCCUAAUAUCUAUAGUCUUUUUUUCAUUCUAAUAUGUCGUUAAGGCUGAAGAGCUUGGAUCGGUCCCAAAUGGGAUCCUAUUCCCUAUGGGCCCUGGUCAAAAGUAGUGCACUUUUUUAAAGGGAACCAAGGCGCCAUUUGGGACUCCUUCCACGUUUAGAAGAAGAUCUGUCGUGGUCUUGCUGUAUGUAGUGGGCCUUGUGAGUAUUGUGUGUUUAAUAGGUGACUACAGGAGAUCAGGAUGUGUAUAUUCUCUAAGUGUCUCGGUGUAGAGCUGAUUUAGGAUGAGGUUUUUUUUGGUGCUUUUUUUCCCUUGUAAAUCGUAUGCAUAAGAGGGGAGACCUUCUUACUUGUAACAAACAAGAUAUUGCAAUAUUAUGUUGUCCAAAACUCCACAAGGCCAUUGUAUUAAUACAUAAUCAUGAUAAUCAGGCCUAUUGUAUUAAUACAUAAUCCUGAUAAUUAUCAUCCAACAACAUCUUCUCUAGAAUGAUGCCCCGAUAAAUCUAAUUCUAUAAAAAAGUACUCCUACUUUAAGACGCUAGAUGCAUCCGGGCCCCUGUCCGUUCGUCAUCAGAAAGCCCCCCCCCCCGUUACUGUCUAGUCUACACAUCAUGGUAUUAUCUUUCUGUCUCCGGAGUGAUAGGGGCCAGUGAGGUGUAAGUUCUGUCAUCUUCCUAUGUUGGACUGGAAUGAAUCACAAUGUUUAGGGCGCACCUCUAUCUCAUCCCUGUGGGCGUGUCCCACAUGGCACUCUCUUCCUUAUAUAGCGCACUACUUUUGACCAGGACCCAUAGGGAAUAGGACGCCAUUUUGAGAUGCAUCUCUGAUCUACGGGGGUGGUGGGGGGGGGGGGGGGGGGGGCAACAUCACCUCUCUUAACUCCUUUCCCAGUUCAUCUCUCUGUGUUCAGGUGUGCUAACCAACCAAGGCCCCACUGCCCCCCCCCCCCCCCGUCUGCUGUUCCAGUCGGAUGUUCUUCCUAUUUAUUGUGUAGCAGCCAUGUCAUUGGAGCCCUUCUUGUUCCAGCAAGUUCUGUUAUUAUUGCAUUGAAACGGAUAUAAAGCAAAUAAAAUUGAACAGAUGCAAAACAA
Oncorhynchus kisutch (coho salmon) is the source of this 7178-nucleotide messenger RNA. It is a transcript of the gene farp2, whose product is annotated as FERM, RhoGEF and pleckstrin domain protein 2. The transcript is spliced from 27 exons. Lineage: Eukaryota; Metazoa; Chordata; Actinopteri; Salmoniformes; Salmonidae. The record is from RefSeq and is a predicted model, not a curated record. Gene Ontology annotation, molecular function: guanyl-nucleotide exchange factor activity; cytoskeletal protein binding. The coding region runs from base 156 to 3863 and encodes 1235 amino acids. Gene Ontology annotation, cellular component: cytoskeleton.